Molecule: messenger RNA, 3482 nt
Organism: Morone saxatilis (striped sea-bass)
Lineage: Eukaryota; Metazoa; Chordata; Actinopteri; Moronidae
Product: carboxyl-terminal PDZ ligand of neuronal nitric oxide synthase protein-like
Exons: 10
Coding region: 485-2041 (518 amino acids)
Molecular function (GO): nitric-oxide synthase binding
Source: RefSeq, a predicted model, not a curated record
ACCAGCUGUAGCUGCUGAUUGUCUCUACAGCAGAGUCAGUCUUCAUCUGUUAGAUUUUACACCCAGUUUAAUAGCUAACAAGCGCCCACUGCUUCUGAAUAUUGAUCGCCCACUCUGAUAAAUUACUGCCUACAUUGAUGCCGCGGUGCUUCGAGGAAAAAACAAUCAUGUGUUAAGAUCCGUGCGUCACUGGGACCCCGGCGGCGGCGGUGGCCGCGGUGCGUACUGCUUCUCCGUCGUGCCUCAGCCCGGAGCGAGAGGGUCAGCAAGUGCACACACCGAUCACCGAUCAGCGCGUUAAUUGAUUCCACCAAACAACCAAUCCGUAGCGACCGGAGCGCCUCAACCCGGAUGACCUCCGGAGUGACGCGUCUCUCCGGUGAGAGUGCGGAGGGAGCAGCGCCGGAGGAGAUGCGCAUAUCUGCAGGUACUCUAGCGCUGUCGUAAAACAAGAGACGGGCGCGAGUCGGCGAUCAUUAAAGCGAUGCCAGGGGUAACCAAGUACAAUUUAGUGGAUGACGCGCACGAUUUGAGGAUCCCCAUGCACAACGAGGAGGUGUUCAAACAUGGGGUCUGCUUCGAGGCAAAGUACAUUGGCAGUUUGGAGGUGGGUCGCCCCGGCAGUCGGAUGGAGAUAGUCGCUGCAAUGAGGAGAAUCAGAUAUGAAUUCAAACUGAAGAAUAUAAAGAAAAAGAAGGUCAACAUUGUCGUAUCCACCGAUUCUAUCAAAGUGAUUUUGCGCAAAAAGAAGAAGAGAAAAGGGUGGUCAUGGGAUGAGAAUACCAUCUUGGUGACACAGGAUCCCAUCUACAGGAUCUUCUAUGUCUCACAUGAUGCCCAAGACUUGAAGAUCUUCAGUUACAUAGCGAGAGAUGGACAGAGCAACAUUUUCCGCUGCAAUGUGUUCAAGUCAAAGAGGAAAUCUCAGGCCAUGAGGAUCGUGCGAACGGUGGGUCAGGCGUUCGAUGUGUGUCACCAGCUGACCCUGCAGCAGAAAAGCGAUGACCAGGAGGAUGAGGAGGGGAAGGUGGAGGAGUCGGCGGCAGUGCCAGCAAAGAGGUUUGCAUUGUCAGAGGAGACCGACCUUGAAGCCACUACAGAGGAGAGCAUUGAGUGUGUCUCUUCAUCAGACCUGGAGAAGAGCAAAAAGGAUGAGGCCCUCGGUAACGAGGGCAAGGCGUCUGAUGACCCGUCUCUCCUACUGAGCUCCCCCAUCCUUGGAGCCUCUGUGUCGCUUCAGUCUGCAGCAAAGGCUCCCUGCUCUGAAGAGCACCAGGUCCAGCUUCUCCAGAAACAUCUACAGCAGCAGGAACAACAGGCACUAGCAGCUUCAGCACAGGUCCAUGUGCUCCAGGAGCAGCUGUCAGUGGAGGUGUGUGCGCGGACUGAAGCCCAGGCCAGAGUACAAAGGCUGCUGCAGCAGAACACCGACCUGCUGCAACACAUUUCCCUGCUGGUCAAACAGAUCCAGGAACUGGAGCUCAAAUCUGCUGGCCAGUUAACAUCUAUGGGCUCCCAGGACAGUCUUCUGGAGAUCACUUUCCGUGCCAAGCCCCCCAGCCUGCCCCGUGAACCCCUCACCUCUUCUUCAUCUACGGGCGCUUUAGCAGCUCAGUCCCUGCUCCAGAUUAGUGACGGUGCCUGGGUCUCCACCCUCCCCGGACCCUGCUCUCCAGGCACCAUGGGCACCAACACCAGCCCUCUGGGGCUCGGCGGCAGUGGAGUUCGACUCGAGUGCUUUCGCUUCUCAUCCCGGGGGCCGGAUAGCCAGGAGCAGGGCCAGGACAGCGGGGAGACUCCCAGCGACGGAGCCCCGGAUGAAAGCUCGCUACUGGGGGAGCAGGUCCUGGGAGCCCUGGAGCUUCUCCGGUUUAGGGAGUCUGGGAUCGGAUCGGAGUACGAAUCAAACACAGAUGAGAGCGAUGACCGGGACAGCUGGGGGCAGGGGGAGGGAGCGGGGGCUGACGGUGCUGCUCGACUCUUAAACGUGCUGAAUGCAGAGAGUCUGCCGGACUGCUUAGGGGAUGAGAUGGCUGUGUAGUGGUGCUAUUGAUGCUGCACAAGGAAACAUUGCACUUAUGCGCCACCCCAGUGGGUGACAGAGCAGUACAAUUCAGAAUAUGAAGGACUUUAUUACACAGAAAUCAUGUAUUGUGACUUCAGUAAAAUGAAAUUAUUUGUGUCUGGUCCUGGAGUGCUCACUCACCAUUGUUCUGGGUAAAGUUUUGAAUUUUACCUUUAUGUUUUGAUUUGCUACUUCCUGUGCACUGAGGAAAGGACCCACUUGCUGUUGUGAGUGGUGGAACUCAUAAAAUCAAAUAAGACAGGGAUGCAGAAAGUUGAAUUGAUACAUUUUACAUUGAAAAACUAUCUUGAUUUGGUCAAAAAUGUGAUUAAUCAGUAUUAUUCAUCACAUGUGACUAUGACUGGCAUGGUCACUGGCAGUGCAUGUUAAUAAAUACACACACCAAAUAAUACCAAUAUUAAGUUAUAAUAAUAGAGUCAUUAACCAUAGAGAUGUUUUACAAAUCAAGCUUGUUUUUAUCAAAGUAAAUUUAAACAAGACUAAGAGUCUACCGCCAUGCUAUGUAGUAAGGCUCUGUGAGGUUGAGCUAAAUGCUAACAUCAGCAUGCUAACCUGCAUGUUCACCAUCUUACAGUGGUUUAGCGUGUUAACAUGCUAUGAUUUGCUAAGUAGCUAAACUGAAGUAUCAGAGAAAUAGAAUUUUUUACCUGAGAGGAAAUCAUCAAACAUCAGUCCAACUGCACUUUGAUAAACUGUUUUGCAAUUAAAGGUUUUCCCCGCCGCACACACUGGACAUUAAUUACUGUAAUUCUGAAAACUAAAACAUACCUUUUGUAUGUCUUUGUUUCUCUGCUCCAUUGCAGCUCAAAAGCCAAAAGAAAACUACUCUGACCAUGUCUUAUACUCCUAGAUAUGUCUUUGACACAGUGCAGCUUUAUUCAAACCUAGGACUGUCAGAUAGUAUUAACACUGUGGUGUUUCAGGCUCUGUCUGUGUGUUACAUACUGUGUGUACGUGUCAGUUUGAUGAUUGUUGUACCUUACAUUUGGUUCCCUGAGUUGGUGCCAUCGCCACUCACUGGACUCGUUACACUGUGGUCGUGUCUGUGUUUAUGGAUUUGUGACACAUCCGGCAUGGACAUGGUCAUUUUUGCUGUUUUCUAAUGAAGAUAUAUGAAGAAAAAGACCCCUUUGCCAAGUCCGUCUUGAUAUGCUAGCACACUGUUUGGAGUGUGAAAGUUAAAACCUUUCUGUGCUUGUUAUGACACUUAAUCUGUAAUUACACAUGGGUUUAAAAAUGAGCAUGUAUCUCUCAUAGUAUGAUUUUCUCCUCUUUUCAAUACAUUGUAUAUAGUUUGACUAACUUAUAUGCAUUGCAUAAAAUACAUAGCAUGACUUUAUUCAUACUAGUCUUCAUCCUGUUUUAUAUUAUUGAAGAACAUUUUCUGAUGAGGUGA